This is a messenger RNA of Arachis duranensis, 1321 nucleotides long. RefSeq lists its product as uncharacterized. The transcript has 4 exons. Lineage: Eukaryota; Viridiplantae; Streptophyta; Magnoliopsida; Fabales; Fabaceae. Bases 38 to 961 code for a protein of 307 amino acids. The record is from RefSeq and is a predicted model, not a curated record.
AAGGGAGUUUGAAGAUGGUAUCAGGAAAUUCCCUAGGAUGCCUUUGGACACUGAGCCAGUUCCUAGAUAUGGAAAUCAUUCAUUUGAUCCACUCGAGGCAGGGAAGAGGCCAGUUGGUUUCCAUGAUGAGGCCAUUAACAAAUCAGGUGCUACUCUCCACCCUGGUUAUCUUGGCCUAGGUCCUGGACAUGGGAGACAUCACAUGGACGGUAUGGCUCCCAGAAGUCCUGGUGGUGAAUAUCCUGAUAUGCCUCCCCAUAGAAUGCGGCCCCACUCUGGUGGGCUUGUUGGUAAGGCAGAUAUAGAUGAUUUUGAUGGAAGAGCUGCACGUCAUUUUGGUGAGCCAUUUGGCAUUGCAUUCCAUGAUAGUCGGUUUCCUCGUCUGCCUGGUCAUUUGCAUAGAGAUGAAUUUGAGGGUUUUGGUAAUUUUCGAUUGGGUGAACAUCCAAGGGAUGGUAAUUUUAUUGGCCAAGAUGAAUUCGCUGGUCCAUUUCAAAGGGGUGAACAUUUUGGUCCGCAUAACUUUUCAAGGCAAUUGCAUCAAGGGGAACCUAUAGUUUAUGGUGCCCGUCCUGGCUCUCGAAGUUUUGAAUCUUUCAGCAAAGGAAACAGGCCAGGUCAUCCGCAGCUUGGUGAACCUGGGUUCAGGAGCAGCUUUUCUCUUCCUGGUUUUCCUAAUGAUGCUGGAUUUUUACCAGGAGAAGCCAGGCCAUUUGAUAAUGUGAGAAGGAAGCCUGCUAGCAUGGGUUGGUGCCGGAUAUGUAGAGUUGAUUGUGAAACAGUUGAAGGUUUGGACUUGCAUUCUCAAACAAGGGAGCACCAGAGGACGGCUAUGGAUAUAGUUAAAAGCAUCAAACAAAAUGUGAAGAAACAAAAAUUAAUACCAACUGAACAUUCCUCAGUCAAAGAUGGAAACAAGACAAGAAACACUGGUUUUGAGGGUCGAGGAAAUAAACAUUGAGUAGCCAUCGUUUACGGUUACUUGGCUUUCAUGCAGAUUUCAACCAAAGAUAUUGCUGCGGUUGCUACCAUCAUAUUAAUGGAGAUGUUUUUGGGAUCUCAAGUACAUUGGCAGUUAAGUUUGUUGGCUUUUGAAUUUGAAAUUAAUUUAUAACUAGAAUAGUUGUUUCAACCUUUGUUUCAACCUUUGUGCUCUGUUAACAGUUUGUCGUUUUAUUCUGCCCAUGUUGCUUAGAUGCUAAUGGUAAGGACAAUACAUAUGAAUGUUUAUCUUUUGGGCUUUAGUAGAGGCCUCCAUUGUCCAUUGAUGCCUCUGCAUUAUGGUAUGAUAUGUUGUGCUGUCUAGGUAAUUUUCUGAAAA